Sorex araneus (European shrew) is the source of this 6427-nucleotide messenger RNA. RefSeq names its product DOT1 like histone lysine methyltransferase (gene DOT1L). The record is from RefSeq and is a predicted model, not a curated record. Gene Ontology annotation, biological process: regulation of transcription regulatory region DNA binding; heterochromatin formation; DNA damage checkpoint signaling. Lineage: Eukaryota; Metazoa; Chordata; Mammalia; Eulipotyphla; Soricidae. Bases 51 to 5120 code for a protein of 1689 amino acids. The transcript is spliced from 28 exons. Gene Ontology annotation, molecular function: histone H3K79 methyltransferase activity. Gene Ontology annotation, cellular component: nucleus.
CCCUCCCCCACCCGCCCGACUAGCAUGGUGCGGCGGCCGCGCGCGCCGACAUGGGGGAGAAGCUGGAGCUGAGGCUCAAGUCGCCCGUGGGGGCUGAGCCCGCCGUCUACCCGUGGCCGCUGCCGGUCUACGACAAACACCAUGAUGCUGCUCACGAAAUCAUCGAGACGAUCCGGUGGGUGUGCGAAGAAAUCCCAGACCUCAAGCUGGCCAUGGAGAAUUACGUCUUGAUCGACUACGAUACAAAAAGCUUUGAGAGCAUGCAGAGGCUCUGCGACAAGUACAACCGGGCCAUCGACAGCAUCCACCAGCUGUGGAAGGGGACCACGCAGCCCAUGAAGCUGAACACGCGGCCGUCCAACGGGCUCCUGCGGCACAUCCUGCAGCAGGUGUACAACCACUCCGUGACCGACCCUGAGAAGCUCAACAACUACGAGCCCUUCUCCCCCGAGGUGUAUGGCGAGACGUCCUUUGACCUGGUGGCACAGAUGAUCGACGAGAUCAAGAUGACCGAGGACGACCUGUUCGUGGACCUGGGCAGUGGUGUGGGCCAGGUGGUGCUGCAGGUCGCGGCGGCCACCAACUGCAGGCAUCAUUACGGCGUGGAGAAAGCCGACAUCCCGGCCAAGUACGCGGAGACCAUGGACCGAGAGUUCCGGAAGUGGAUGAAAUGGUACGGGAAAAAGCAUGCAGAGUACACACUGGAAAGAGGCGACUUUCUUUCAGAAGAGUGGAGGGAGCGAAUCGCCAACACGAGUGUUAUAUUUGUGAAUAACUUUGCCUUUGGUCCUGAGGUGGAUCACCAGCUGAAGGAGCGGUUUGCAAACAUGAAGGAAGGUGGCAGAAUCGUGUCCUCGAAGCCCUUUGCCCCCUUAAACUUCAGAAUCAACAGCCGGAACUUGAGCGACAUUGGCACCAUCAUGCGCGUGGUGGAGCUGUCCCCGCUGAAGGGCUCCGUGUCGUGGACGGGGAAGCCAGUGUCCUACUAUCUGCACACUAUCGACCGUACCAUACUUGAAAACUAUUUCUCUAGUCUGAAAAAUCCCAAACUCAGGGAGGAGCAGGAGGCUGCGCGGCGGCGGCAGCAGCGGGAGAGCAAGAGCAGCACGUCCACGCCCACCAAGGCGCCCGAGAGCAAGGCGGCCGCCGCGCCCGUGGACGCGCCCCUGGACUCUGGUGCUGAGGAAGAGAAAGCCGGGGCGACCACCGUCAAAAAGCCAUCCCCCUCCAAGGCCCGGAAGAAGAAGCUGAACAAGAAGGGGCGCAAAAUGGCGGGCCGGAAGCGGGGGCGCCCCAAGAAGCUGAGCGCGUCGCACCCCGAGCGCAAGCCCCGCAAGGGUCAGACGCCGCUGGAGCUGCUGCACGCGCAGGCGGAGCCGCCGCCCGCCUCGCCCUCACCCCAGGAUGCCUACAAGUCACCUCACAGCCCCUUCUACCAGCUACCUCCCAGCGUGCAGCGCCAGCCCCCCGACCAGCUGCUGCUGGCCCCCACCCCGCCCGCACUGCAGAAGCUGCUUGAGUCCUUCAAGGUCCAGUAUCUGCAGUUCCUGGCCUACACCAAGACCCCACAAUACAAAGCCAACCUGCAACAGCUGCUGGACCAGGAGAAGGAGAAGAACGCCAGGCUCCUGGGUGCCGCGCAGCAGCUGCUUGGCCACUGCCAGGCCCAGAAGGAUGAGAUCCGGAGGCUCUUUCAGCAGAAGCUGGACGAGCUGGGCGUGAAGGCGCUGACCUACAACGACCUGAUCCAAGCACAGAAGGAGAUCUCGGCACACAACCGGCAGCUGCGCGAGCAGACCGAGCAGCUGGAGAAGGACACGCGGGCACUGCGGGGGCAGAGUCUGCAGCUGCUCAAGGCUCGGUGCGAGGAGCUGAAGCUGGACUGGUCCACGCUGUCGCUGGAGACGCUGCUGAAGGAGAAGCAGGCGCUCCGCAGCCAGAUCUCCGAGAAGCAGCGGCGCUGCCUGGAGCUGCAGAUCAGCAUCGUGGAGCUGGAGAAGAACCAGCGGCGGCAGGAGCUCUUGCAGCUCAAGUCAUGCGGGCCCCCCGACGAGGGCCUGGGCCCCCAGCCCGGCCGGCUGCCCCCGGAGUUGGACGCCUCCAAGUUCUCCCUGGCACCCUUUAGUGGCUUGAGCCCCGAGCUCUCCCUCAACGGCCAUGCGGCGGGCUACGAGCUCUGUGGGGCACUCAGCCGGCCCCCCUCCAAGCAGAACACCCCCCAGUACCUGGCGUCACCCCUAGACCAGGAGGUGGUGCCCUGCACCCCCAGCCACGGCGGCCGGCCUCGCCUCGACAAGCUGACAGGCCUGGCCCUGCCCGACUACACCCGCCUGUCGCCCGCCAAGCUGGUACUGCGGCGACACCUGAGCCAGGAGCCCGCAGCUGGUACCAAGGCCUCAAGCGAGCUGCACCCCCGGGCCGAGCACGCCAAGGAGACUGGGAGCCCCGGCCUGGCCAACGGCAUGAAGCUGAGCCCACAGGACCCGUGGCCUGCGUCCCCCGGGGCCCUGCCCACAGCCGGGGAGAAGGGCAGCGAGAAGGGUGUGAAGGAGCGUGGCUCCAGCAGCAGCGGGGAGGCCAUCACCAGCCUGCCCGUCAGCAUCCCGCUGAGCACGGUGCAGCCCAGCAAGCUGCCCGUCAGCAUCCCCCUGGCAAGCGUGGUGCUCCCCAGCCGUGCCGAGAAGAGAAGCACUCCCAGCCCAGUGCCCCAGGCCCGGGAGGCCUCCACGCUGGACAAAGGGGGUGCAGGCAGCAAAGGCCUGGCACAAGUGCCCGCAGGCUUCUAUGCGGGCUCAGUGGCCAUCAGCGGGGCCCUGGCGGGCAGCCCGGCCUCCCUGGUGCCCGGGGCCGAUCCCUCGACCUUCGAUGAGUCCUCAAGCUCAGGGAGUCUCUUUGCCACCAUGGGCUCUCGCAGCUCCACCCCGCAGCACCCACCACUGCUGGCGCAGUCCCGGGGCGCGGGCUCCAUCUCCCCGGCCCACCAGCUCUGCACCAGCCCCCGGCUCGGUGGCGCCCUCCAGGGCCCCCUUCCGGACCCCGGCAAGGGGGAGCUGCCAGCGGAGGCCAGCUGCUCAGACCCCGAGAGUGACGCCAAGAGACGGAUCGUCUUCACCCUGGCGGGCGGCGCCAAGCAGUCACCCUCCCACAAGCACAGUGGGCUGCCUGCGGGCGCCCCGGGCCACGGGCCCGACAGCCGCAAGCGAGGCCGCAGGAAGAGGGCAGCAGCAGCGGGCACCCCCAGCCUGAGCUCGAGCGUGUCCCCCAAGCGCCGGGCCCUGCCAGCCGUUGCCGGCCUCUUCUCGCCGUCGUCGGGCUCCCCGCUGAACCUCAACUCCAUGGUCAGCAACAUCAACCAGCCCCUGGAGAUCACCGCCAUCUCGUCCCCCGAGAGCUCGCUCAAGAGCUCCCCCAUUCCCUACCAGGAUGACCAGCCCCCCGUGCUCAAGAAGGAGAAGCCGCUGGGCCCGAGCAACGGCGCCCAGUACUCGCCGCUCACCUCGGACGAAGAGCCGGGCUCUGAGGACGAGCCGGCUAGUGCCAGGAUCGAGAGGAAGAUUGCAACCAUCUCAUUGGACAGCAAGUCGCCCCCAAAGUCCUUGGAAAAUGGGGGCAGCGUGACCGGCAGGAAGGUCACCCCGGUGGGCGAGCCGGUCAACAGCAGCAAGUGGAAGGCUACCUUCUCACCCAUCUCGGACCUCGGCCUGCCCAAGGCCGCUGACAGCCCCUUGCAGGCGGGCACGGCGCUGUGCCAGGGCUCCCUGUUCGCCUUCCGGUCCCCCCUGGACGACGCGGCCGCUGACCCCAAGCUGGCUGCGCACUCAAGGAAAGGCUUCUCUGGGCCCCUGGCCACGGGGGGCCUCAGCCCUAGCAACCCCCCCAACGGCUUCGCCUUCGCCGACCUUAGUUUACACAGCUUCAACGAUGGUGCUGGGCUGGCCCUCAAGGGCCCCGAGGCAGCCGGCCUGAGCGCCCCGCUCAGCUUCCCCGGCUCCCGCGGCAAGGAGGGCGCCGCCGAAUUGGGCUCCUUCCUGAACAAGAGACAGCUGGACGGACUGGGGGGUCCCAAGGGUGAGGCUGGCAAGGGCAAGGAGGCCGCUGAGCCGGGCCCACCCUCCAGCGGGGCCCCCGACAAGCAGGCCCUCGCGCACGGGGCCAAGACGGGCCGGAGUCGCGACCGGGACCGCGAGACGGACUUCAAGGGCGGCCCCAACCUCUUCAUCUCUGCCGCUGCCGUUCCCCCUGGGGGCCUCCUCAGCGGCCAGGGCCUCAGCACGGCGACGUCGACCUCGGCGGGCAGCGCGGCCACCUCGGCGCAGACGCACCGGCCCUUCCUGGGCACCUUCGCGCCGGCCCCGCAGUUCGCCCUGGGCCCCAUGUCCCUGCAGGCCAACCUGGGCUCGUCUGUGCUCCAGUCCCUGUUCAGCUCCGUGCCCGCCGCCGCGGGCCUGGUGCACGUCUCGUCCGCCGCCACCAGACUGACCAACUCGCAUGCCAUGGGCAGCUUCUCCGGGGUGGCCGGCGGGGCCGUCGGAGGUGUCUUUAACCACGCGGUGCCUUCCGCCUCCUCGCAGUCGUUCGGAGCCAGCUUCGGCAGUGGGGCUGCAUGCCACAGCGCCGCGCUGAGCUUAGCCCCGCUGCAGGCCGUGGCCACCACCCCCGCCGCUUCCUUUCAGGGCCCGGCCCCCGCCGAUCCGCAGCCGCCCCCGCCUCCGCCAGCUCCGCACCUGGGCCGGCCCCCGCCGGGGCCGCCCCCGCCCCACGUUCCCGGCCCCCCUAACGCUGCCUUGCCUCCCGCCCCCGCGCUGCUGGCGUCUAACUCGGAGCCUGUGCUUCUGCAGAGCCUCGCGCCCCGCCCGCCUAACCAAGCUUUCUUGCCCCCCGCUUCUGCCGCCUCGCUCCAGCCUGCUAACGCCUCUUUGUCCAUCAAGCUCGCCUCCCUCCCGCACAAGGCCACCCGCCCCUCCUUCACGGUGCACCACCAGCCUCUGCCCGGGCUGGCCCUGGCGCCGGCCACGCCCGGGAUCCCACCCGGCAGCACCACGGGGCCACCCGCCGUGUGGGUUUCCCUGGGCAUGCCGUCUCCGUAUGCCUCGCGCCUCGCGGGGGUUAAGCCACGCUAAAGACUUGCUUAGCUAGCAGUUCGUAUUCUGUAAGGUAACUAGGAUUCUACCUCAACUGCGAGACCUAUGCAAGGACGGGCCAGCGCCGCCGGAUGGGCGACAGGACGAGCGCUACUGUGAAGCCGCGCGGCCGCCUCGGCUGUCCAUAGUUAUAGAUAAAAUAUUUAUCGUUUUUUAAAAAGUAUAAAACUAUUCUGACUUAUUUUAUUCCACCGAAGUGGUCGAGGCAACUCGCGAAGAUGUAUAUAGUCUCUGGAGAAGAACUAAGCUACCGUCGAUGGCUGCGAGCCGCCCGGCCCGGUGCUACCCGCCCGCCGCCUCCCGUCCUGGUGCUGACUCUCCACUCGGGGUGCUGGUGCUCGGGGCGGCGGCCUGGGAACAAGUGCAUUGCUCAGGGCCUCGUGGGGGCCAGUGUGUCUGUCUGUACAGCAGAGGGUCGCGCUGAGAGCGACAGUAUUUUAUAGAGAUGUGACGAGAGUUUAUAAAGGGCAGGUCUGACUGCUUUAUUUUUCCAUGGGAUAAUGCACGGGAUACUGAAGCCAGGAGGGGAGGAAAGCCAGGGGCCGCCUUGUUAUUUAUACUGUGCCGGGGCCGCAGGGGGGCCCAGCCUCAGAGGCUGAGGGAGCCCCAGGUCCCCUGGAAGGGGCCAGUGGCUGCCAAUAGCUGUAGUCCGAGCCCUGCUCUAAGGUGCUGACACCUCCCCAAGGGGGGGCCUUGGGGUUGGUUUGCUUGUUGCUUGUGGGGAGCACAGCCCAUCCCCAGAUACGGAUGCUGGGGGCAGCCUGAACCCCGAGCCAGAGCAAUAGUGGGGCUCGAAGAAGGUGCUGGGGCGGGUUCCCGACCUGCCCAUCCUCGAAACGGCUGCCCCCUGGCGCCAAGGUGCUUGCCCAGCCCUGCCCACCUCUGGGCCUUCCCAGCAGGGAGCCAGGGUUCCUUAAGCCACAGGACCAAGCACACGUCCCUCUCCUCUGUCCAGGUGCGAGGCUGACCCCCACCUCUGCAUCCCACCCACCCUGGGCAGGCACCCAGGCAUUAGGUUCAGGGUGUGGGGGGGAGGGGGUCCUCCUCGCUGGGACGCCACUACAGCUAUGGAAAGGCCUGGCGCCGCUGCUGCUGCUCACAUGGGCAUUUGGGGGGGGGCGGGGCAGGCACCCCGUGGCUGGGACUGGCCUGUCUGCUUAAGCUCUAAGUUGUGACUAAGAUCCUGCUUGCUCCCCCUCUCCGUGUGCUCCUUUAACUUGUGCCCAGCAAAGUAACCCCACUGGGGCCACCACUGCGUCCAGCCUCCCACCGCUGUAAUAAACUGU